GAUGAAGAGGAGAGGAGAGGACAGCGAGGAGGCGCUGAGCGGAGGUCGGCGUCGGAGGGAGGAGGAGGCGAGAGGCUGAGGAGGCUGCGGUGGAGAGUCAACCUGCUGGAGAAGCAGAAGCUGCAGCUGACGAGCAGCAGCAACCAGGAGGUAUGCCGGCUGCAGGCGGAGGUGACCCGGCUCCGCUCGGGGGCGGAGCGGGCAGACGCUCAGGGGGCGGAGCUUCAGCACCAGCGCGCCCUCAACCAAAGAGACGCCAAGCGGAUCGCCGAGCUCAGCCGGGACAAACAGGCGGCCACAGAGCGAGCGGCGGAGCUGCAGAAGGUUCUGCACAUGACGCGGCAGGCCCGGGACGGGGACCAGCAUGCCUUGCAGCAGGAGGUGGAGGAGCGCGACCAGCUGAUCCAGAACUUCAGCUCCGAGAACCAGCGGCUGCACGGCCUGCUGCAGGAGCAGGCGGAGGCUCUGGAGGAGACGGAGAAGAGGAGGCUGGAGCUGCAGGCGGAGCUGGAGGAGGAGGCGGGGCUUAUCCAGCGCCAGAACCAAGAGCUGCAGUACCUGACGGAGAGGGAGGAGCGGAGCCGCAGGGAGAAGGAGCGGGCCGACCAGUGGGCGGCCUCCCUGGAGACGGGGCUGGAGGCGGAGCGAGCGGCUCACCUGGAGUCCAAGUUCAGCUGCGAGGUCGUCCAGCUGCGGCUGCGGGACCUGGAGGCGGCGGUGGCGGCGGAGCGGUCGGGCCAGCAGGAGGCGCGGGCCGACCUGGAGGCUCAGGUCCGGGAGGUGGAGGCGGCGCUCGGCCGGGAGAGGGAGCGGGGGGGCGGCGCCGAGCGCGCUCUGCAACGGUUGCAGGCGGAGCUCCAGCAGUGUCGGGCUGAGAACAUGGUUGCCUUGGAAACCCAGAAGAAGGCGACCUCUGACCUGGCAGAGAGGCUGAAGGAGGAGGAGAGACGGCACGCCCACACACGCUCGCUGCUGGAGGAGGCCACCAGGCGGCGCUCCGACUCCGACGAGGCUCUUCUGAGCGUCGCCAGGCGACUCAGAGACGCAGCGACACCCGGCGGCCGCACAGACGAGCCCUCGGCGCAGCCUGCAAUGCAUGAUGGGAACCCGAGUCCCGCUGAAGUCCUGCAGCUGCUGACGACGACCCUCAUCAGCUACCGGCGCAGCCUGGAGGAUUCUGGGAAACGGGUCCAGGACCUGAACUCUGCCUCCCAGAAGCUCCGGGAGGAGAACCGGGCCCUGCAGCAGCUGACCCGGGACCAGACGGCCCGGAUCCAUGAGUCUCAGCAGGUGUUGGCCGGACUGCAGGAGGAGGUGACUCGUUUGCACCAGGAGACCUCUGAUUGGUCGGUGCAGAGUAAAGAUCUGCAGGUGGAGCUGCAGAAGGAGAAGGAGGAGAGGCAGAAGGAGGAGGAGAAGCAGAGAGAGGAGAGAGAAGAAGAAAUACGGAAGAUGACGGAGUGCUACACGAAAGAGUCGAAGGACCACCUGACCUUCCUCCACCGCCUCCACCAGCUGCUGGCCGGCUGCCUGCUGCCGGAUCAGCCCCAGAGCAUUCUGGGAGAUUUCACCUGGAAGGAGCUGAGCAGCGUCGUCCAGGAGCAGGUGACCCAACUGCAGGUGUUGGUUCAGGAGCUGCAGGAUCUGCAGGUCCGUCAGGAGCGAGUGAGGAGGAGGGAGGAGGCUCGGACCCGCCGCCACGCAGGGGAGCUGCAGCGGCUGCAGGACGAGCUGCAGGUGUGCCGCUCCCAGGUGGGCUCCCUCCGGGAUCACGGCUCCUCCCUGGAGCUCCGCUGCUCCUCGCUCACCUCGGAGCUGUCCGGCCUGCGGGACGCCGUCUCCAGGACGCAGCGGGAGUCGUCCUCCUUCUCGGCGGCCUGCGCCCUGCUGGCCGGGGCGCUGAGACACGCCCACCGCCGCCUGGGGGCCCUGGCCCAGCAGAAGAGGCUGCUGGCCCGCCGUCUGCAGGAGCGGGAGCUGCUGGAGCAGCAGGUGAAGAGGCUGGCCGAGGCUCUGGAGGGAGAGGAGGAGGAGGAGGGAGAGGAGGACAGGAGGAGGAGGAGGAGGAGGGCGGCCGGGCGGUGGAGGAGCAGCGUGGGCCUGGUGGUGGCCGUGAGGAGGUGGAGAGCUCUGGGGGAAAACAGCACCGUCCUGUUCCGGCUGGAGGGAGGAGCAGCCGUCUGUGUGGGGGCAGCGUUGCCGGGGGCAACGGAGACGCAUCAGGAGGUGUCAACAGGUGAGGACAGUCGUGAAGACGUCUGUCUCCGCUGGCUUCUGUCCCAGCGCCUGUCCUCCCUGGUCCUGUCCUCCGUGUCCCACCUGCAGGGGGCGCUGGCCCAGGCCGGGGACCGUUGCCCCGGGAACCGUUGCCCCGGGAACCUGAUCCCCGCUGCUCGCUCCGCCCUGACCCGCCUCCUCACUCACCUGCUGGACCAAUCAGAGUCCAGCAUUUCUCCAGGGGGAGCAGACGAGGGGAAGACCACGCCCCCACAGACACAGAACCUGGUCUCCGCCCUCCAGCAGCACUUCUUGCUCUUCAGCCAACGGCUGCACUCGGCGGAGGUGGAGAGGCGGGGCUUAAGGCUGCAGCUGGCCAAUCAGAAGAGAGGAGGAAAGGAGACGGCGGUGGCCCGCUGGUUCCGGUCCGUGUGUGAGGAACUCCACCAGGGUCUGAUCAGGGAGCAGGAGUUCCAGGUGUUGGUGCAGCAGCAGGCGGAGCGAGCCGACGCCCUCGCCCAGGUGCUACACCCGAAGGAGCUGGCGGAGGCUCGGCAGGAGCUGAGCAGGAAGGAGCGCUCGCUGAGGAUUCUGGGUAAACACCUGUCGGGGCUUCAGAAGGAGAGGAAGCACCUGGAGGAGCGACUACGGCGAGCCGAGGACCAGCUGAGCGACGCCGCCAGACGCCACGACUGUUUGAUCCGCUGCAUGAAGGCUGCAGAGAAGAGCUGCAAACAGGUCAGAGACGAGCUCGUCCAAUCACAGCCCUCCCCGUUACCUGAGGAGCACCUGGGCGGAGCAGAGAGCAUCAUGGGAGUCCCCCCCCGCCUCUCCUCCCCCCCGGCUGCCGUGGCCCUGCAGAGCUUCCUGUCCUCCGUCUCUCAGCUCCGCCACACCUGCCGCUCCAGGGUCACCGCGCUGCAGGACGCCCGUCUCCGUGGCAACCAGGUCCCCGUGGAGCAGUUCCCUGAAACGCCUCCAUUUGACGACCCGGGAAAAGCUCAAGUCGUCACUCCGUCUAAUGUGACCCAAGAACCGUAGUGUGUUUGAGCCCCGCCCCCUGACGAACAGCCCCGCCCACUCCGUUCAGACAAGCCCCGCCCCCUGCCCCUCCCUCUACGAGGAAGUAAGACCCGGUUGUGGAGCCGGCGGCGGCUCGGAGACGAGCGUCUGUCCAGCCGGGCCGGAUGGACGACUCUUACGCCGCUGGUCGGCCAUUUCUGAUCCAGGUUGU
This is a messenger RNA of Cololabis saira (Pacific saury), 3451 nucleotides long. Its product is annotated as coiled-coil domain-containing protein 171-like. The transcript has 20 exons. NCBI's taxonomy places the organism in Eukaryota, Metazoa, Chordata, Actinopteri, Beloniformes, Belonidae. The annotation marks the transcript as partial. The record is from RefSeq and is a predicted model, not a curated record.